UGAACGAGUCUUGUGAGAAGAACCUGCGGGAUCACCAGACAUACCGCGACACAUACAUGGACACGUCUGAUUGGCUGGGCUCGGCCAUGGACAAGCUUGGUCUGUGCAGCGAUGUGAGGGGAGACAGGCAUGCUAUUGAGGCACAGCUGCACAAGGUUGAGGAAAUCGCUGUAACGAGUGAAGUUGGGCGCAAGAAGCUGCAGGAAGCCCAGCAGAAGGGCGACACGGUCAUCCCAGAGACGUCCAGUCAGGGUCAGGAGCUCAUCAACGAGGAGUUGGAGAUGCUGACCAAUGACUUUGAGGGCUUCGAGUCGGACCUCAGUGACCUGAAGAAUACACUCACCACUUUGCGUGAUCAGUGGACUCGGUAUGAAGAGUUUUACGAACAGCUCAGCCACUGGAUCAAGGACACAGAAAAUGCCAUGAAGGCCGACUCUGAUCUGCGCGCCUCUUUGGAGCAGAAGCUGGAGCAGAUUAACAGGCACAAAGCUGCCCAUGAGGAAACAGUUCAACAGCAGGAAUCAUUUGAUCAUCUCGCUGAGCAGGCCCAGAUCUUGAUGCAGUCCUCCACAGAUGGAAGAGUGUCUACUCAAUUGACACAACUCAGCUCUCGUUACUCCGCGCUCAUCACCCUUUCCAAGGAUCUGCUGAAGCGCUAUGAGCAAACUGUGCAGGAUCACCAGCACUACAGUGAUGCAUUCAGCCGGUCGCGUGCCUGGCUUCAAGAAACCAACGACCGUCUGUCUGUUUGUGCCGAUACCUCUGGUGACCGCUACACCAUACAGACACAGCUGGAGAAGCUGCAGGAGUUUGUGGUGGUGAAGGAGGAGGGCCAGAUCUACUUGCACACGGCCAUAACCUGGGGGGAGAAGGCCAUGGCGAACACCUCAGUGGAAGGUCGUGAGGUUAUCCGGACAGAGCUACAACAGCUACAGGUGGACUGGGAUCUGAUGAUUUCUCAGGUCACAGACACCAAAGUGAUGCUGGAGUCCUGUCUACUGCAGUGGAGCGACUACAGCGCCUCCCAUGAGCAGGUGCUCAAGUGGCUGAAGGACAUGGAGAAACGCCUGAGGGACACGCAGCCCAAGGCUGAUCUCAGUGAGAAGAAGGCUGAGUUACAGAGGGUUAAGGGUUUGUACCAGGACAUUGUGUCCUAUGAACAGAUGGUUGAGUCGGUCACCUCCAAGGCCACUGACCUGGCAGAGAAGAGCCCGGCCAGUCGAGCCACAAUUGACACAUCCCAGAUUUCAGCACGCUACACCAGUGUCAAAGAGCAAGCCAAAGAUCUCCUGGCCCGCAGCGAGCAGAACGUGGCCCACCACCAGGACUUCCACGACAGCUGUAACAGCUUCUCUUCCUGGCUGCGCACGGACAUUGAGAAACUGACCACCUGCUCCGACACGUACGGGGAGAAGUCUGCUAUUGAAGUCAAGAUUGAGAGGGCAAAGUCGCUGGUCGCCAACUUGACAGAAGGUACACAGAGGCUCUCACAUGCCACGAAAGCAGGGGAAGCUACUCUACCUAGUACAUCUGCUUCUGGCCAGACAAAGAUUCGACAAGAGUUGCAGGCCAUGAACAAGGACUUUGAGGAUUUCAGAGUUCAACUUGUUCAGACGUGCCUGACCCGCUGGGACGAGUUUGAGGAAAGCUACCAGGAGUUUGGCAACUGGCUCAGGGAGACGGAGGUGUUGCUCCGCUCAGAGCUCGAUCUCAAGGCCACGGUGGAGGAGAAGAAACAGCACUGGGAGGAGUACCAGCUUCAUCUUGAGGAUGCCAUCUCACAUCAGUCGUCACUUGAUCGGGUCAGCGAGAAAGCCCAGGCACUUUUGCAAACCAACGCCGACGCCAAAACAUCCCAUGCCAUUACACAGCUGACCACUCGGUACCAUGGAGUCAUCGCUCUUGCCAAGGACAUCAGCAGCAACUUGGAAGCCUACUACAACAACCACCGGCUGUACAAGCAGAAUCAUCACCUGUUUGUGGACUGGCUGCGUGAGGUCAAACAACGGCUCAAGUCCGUCAACGAUGAUCGUGGAUCUAAGGACACCGUCAGUGACAAACUGAUGGAAGUUGAUGAGAUCCAAGGCGCCCUGGACCAAGGCCACACCAUCCUCCGCACGGUGCUGGACAGCUGUGAGAAAACUCUGCCAAACACCAACCAGAGAGGAGUGCACAUCAUCAGGAACGAGGCUGACACAGCGAAAUCUGACUACGAGAACAUCCUCACACAAGUCUCACAGGUGAAGCGUAGUCUGGAAGGAUCCCUGGGUCACUGGGAAGACUUUGAGCAUCUUUUCCAGCAAAUGUCCGACUGGAUCACUGAUGUUGAGCGCCGUCUGGGUUCAAGUCCAGACUUCAAAGCAGAUCUGCCAGAAAAGAGGUCUAGCCUUGAGAAGUACAAGGCCUUACAGGCAGACAUUUUGGCUCACAAGGAUCAGCUGGAUCGUCUGGAGGAGAAGGCCAGCCAGGUCAAGGAUGGUGUGCCAAGGUCAAGGACAGCUGAGCUCAGGGCUAGAUACAAUGCCUUGGUGGAGAAUAGCAGGGAUGUCGUUGGUAGUGUUGAGGAACAGGUUGGCAGCCAUGAAGACUACCGCAAGGCGUACAUCAGCUGUCUCGACUGGCUAGCAAACACAAAGCACAGACUGCAGAGGCUCGCGGACUACUCUGGAGACAAAAGGACGCUGCAGGACAGACUUCAUCAGCUAAGGGAGUUCAAGUCCGACCUCAGCCAAGGCCAGGAGAUGUUGAACCGUGUGGCUGCGCUAGGAGACACUCUGUGUCGCACGACAGCUUCCCGCGGCCAGACCGUGGUGCAGAAGGAAAUCGAGGGUCUGAGAGAAGACUGGACAGCCUUCACAGCCGCUGUGUCCAACGUGGAGCGAAACCUGGAAGCUUGCAUCUCCAACUGGGCCGAGCUUGAUGAGGAGCAACAGGCUUUCCUGACCUGGCUUGAUCGUAUGGACGCCCGACUCUUACAGUGUCUGGAGAAUAAGUCCAACCUGGCUCGGAAGAGAACGCAGCUUCAGGAGGGAGAGGAUCUGUAUGAUGAGAUCCUGGCUCACAAGUCUGAGCUCAACAAAGUGCGUGACAAAGGGGACGCAAUCGCUCAGCGCAGCAGUGACAUGCGUGUGUCCAACAACGUCAUGCAACUGUCCACCAAGUAUCAAGCCUUGUGUUCUAGUGCAAAGCACACGGUCUCACGCCUGAAGGAACAUGUACAUGACCACAAGGUGUAUGAGGAGGCUCUGGACGCUGCAGCCACCUGGCUCAAGAUGAUGACCAAACGUGUCCAGACGUGCAGUGACAGUUCUGGUGACUGGCACGCCAUCCAGGAGAGAAUUGAAGACAUCAAGGAUGUGACAGCCAGUAUGGACGACGGCCUGCAAAAGGUGAACUACGUUUGCGACCAGGCUGAGAAAAUUCUGCCACACACCUCUCUCGAGGGCAAAAAACUGAUUGAAGAACACAUCACAGAACUGACCAAUGACUGGGAGAAGCUGAACGCAGCCAUUGCUGAGUGCACGGCCAUGCUGGAAGGUGUUCAGCAGCGCUGGCACGAGUACGAGCAGUACUACGGCAGUCUGGUCAAGUGGUUGGCUGACACGGAGAACUCGCUCAAGGCCACCCCAGAACCCUGUGCUCAGCUGCCGGAGCGGAAGACACAGAUGGAUAAGUUCAAGAUGAUCCUGGCAGACAUUGAGAAUCACCGACGUCUGGUCAACGAGCUCGCUGACCGUGUAGCCAAUCUGGAGGCUCUGUGUGACAAUCCAGGUGUCUCUGACAGCCUGGCUGACAUCCAGGACAGAUACGGCAAAGUGGUGGACAAAGCCAGAGAUGUGGUGGAGGUGUUGCAGCGCGGUUACGACGAGCACCAGUCCUUCCAGGAGGCCCAGCAGGACUGUGAGAAGUGGCUGCUGAGCAUGUCCUACCGCCUCAUGUCCCACAACACGCUCAACGUCUCCACCAUGGAGCUCACCAGCCGGCAGAUCGACAAACACAGGGUCCUUCUGCGAGAGAUAGAAGACUACCGUCUGACCCUGGACUCUGUGAGCCGCCUGGGUCAACAGCUGAUCCUGAGCAACCGCCGUGUCCCCCAACUGGCCACUUCUGUCCAGGCACAACUAACCAACCUGGAGGAGAGCUACCUGAACCUGCAGUCCACGGCACACCAGAUCCGGGACCGACUGAACGAGAUCCUGCAGAAGUGGCAGGCGUACAAGGACCUGCUGGACUCCACCCACGAAUACCUCACUGAGGACUUUCCCGAGUGGCUGGCGGCGGCCGAGAAGAACGUGCCGGACAACUUGGCAGAGGCUCAGAAACAGAGGGAAUCUACUCAGGCUGAGCUGGAGAAGCUGUACGCCAUGAAGCAAGAGCUCCACAACGCUGUCCACCGCUGUGAGAACCUGGGCAGCACUGACCAGCUGGACAAAGCUGAGGAGGACAUGGAGUCUGCCGUGUCCCAGUUUGCCGAGCAGGUCAACUCCGAGCUGGCCACAUGUGUCAACCAGGCCGAGAAACGUCUGGACAGACUACGAGACAUGAUGCGAAAGUGGGACUCCGUGGACCGGAUGCGACAAGAACUCCGCCACUGGCUCCAUAACAAACAGGAAGAGUUACGGGACUUGGAGGAUCAGCCUUCCAAGCUGCACUCUGAAGCAGCCCAACUCGACAUUGAUAGGCUCAAGACGUUCCGUGACGAGGUGAGAGCGAGGGCUCCUGCCAUCGAGGAGCUCCAGAGUCACUACAGAUCACUGACUCAGCACAACCCUGACUCUGUGGACCCUGUCAUUAGGGCUAUCCAGGACGACUGGGAAGAGCUACUGGGCCAGCUGGACAUCCUCCUCCACGAGCGGGAAGCGGCUAUGGCGCAGGCUCGGGCCCUGCAGGCCCACCAGGACACCAUGGACGAGGACCUGGAGAACUACGUGCGGGAACUCGAGCGGAUCGACCGCGCCGACAACCCCAUGCUGGAUAAGAGCUUACAGAUGCAGAAACUUUCCGACGAGGUGGACGCGAAACGCGAGUCUGUGCAAGUCUUGAAGGGGCAAGGCUCGGAGCUCACUCCCAAACUCAGUCAGCGGGAUGGUGAGCUGGUGGAGGAAACUAUCAGGAGGUGGAGCAGGAGCUGGGUCAGAAGCAAGUCACCUUGGACAGUGUGAGCCACAAGGCACAAGCCAUUCUGGGUGAUCUCCCUUCGCAGUCUGCUGUGGCCAAGAUUCAGGGCCAGGCUGAGAGAAUCAACGAGCUAAAGGUCAAGACUGUGGAAUUGACAGAAGAGAACAAUGAUGAUGAUGUGAAGGAGGAAGUGGAGAACACGAUGCAAGGUCUGAGCCAGCAGCAUGAAGAACUACUGAGCCUGUUCAAACAACAUCAGAACAACUUGAGGGACUGUGCCGACUCGCGGAGAAAGUUUGAGGGAGACUAUCAGAAAAUCGAGCGCUGGUGUAGAGAGACGGGGGUACAGUGUGAAACGCCUGUGCCUGUGGAGUGCUCUCUGGAUGUGCUGGAAGAGCAGCAUAAAGUGUACAAGAACCUGAACAACACUGCUCAGGUGUUUGAGUCUUUGCUGACCCAGACCAAAAAAUUGGGGAAGAGUUAUUUUCCUUCUCUGUGUGAACCAGACAAACCUGUGCUACAAGAACAACUGGAUGCAUUGGACACUUUGUAUAAGAGAGCCUCUGAGCAGGUUCAGGAACGACUCAACUCCCUGGAAAUGGCCAUAAAGUCACGUGGUCAGGUCCAAGAACAGAUGACCGCUGCUGACCAGUGGAUCAAGUCUAUGCAAGAUGAACUACGCCAGACAAGCAGUCUCAUAGGUCACCAAGUUCAGGAUGCGGAGCUCCUACUCAAAGUUUUUGAGAGCAUUGAAGAAAAGCUGCGUGGUUUCCAGCCAACCAUGUCAGAGCUGAACAACUGUGUGGAGCAGUUACGAAAGGAUGGCCAACACACUGAGGCAGACAACAUUGUGCGUCUAUCAGAUGCGUACGAUUUGCUCACAGAUCAGACACAGCAACGACAGGCAGUGUGUACAGCGGCGAUCGCGGGGCGCCGGAACUUUGAGGAACACAUGUGUGCACAAGAACUGUGUGUGAAGGAGUGUGAGGAGGAGCUUAGUGACAUCAAAGAGCAGGGCUUGUCUGUGGCUGAGCGACUUGAGAAAUAUAAGAGUCUUUUAGAACAAUUGCAAGAAGUGGAACCUGAGCUUACAGUUGCGCUGGACAGAGGUCAACAAAUCGGCCAACAGGGGACAGAGGAUGACCUUGCAGCUGUUACAGACAGGGUUCAGCAGCUGAGUGCUAAGGUGAAAGAGUUGAAAGAAACCAUAAAGACUCAGAUAGGACAGUGUGAGACAAUCCAGCGAGACAGGGAAGGCUUUGAGGUGGCUCUCUCCGAGCUGGUGGCCUGGUUUGAGGAGAAGGAGGACGUUCUGGCCACCUGUAAGACUUUACAUCUAGACGCAAACAAAGUGUCACCCGUCAUUGAGAAGCACAAGCUAACUGUCUCUGAGGCACAGGCCAGGCUCGCAGCUACCAAGGACAAAGCCUCAGUGGAAUGCCAACACUUCGAGGAGAUCCAAGAACCGUUGCCCUCUGACCUCUCAGAGAAACUGGAACAGAUCAAGACACUGGAGGAGUCUAUCGGGGAGGCCACAGAGAAGAAAAAGCAGUAUUUGUGUGAUGCUCAGAGUGACAGGAAGCAGUUUGAGAACUCCAUACGACAAAUUUCUGAUUGGCUGAGAGGGGCGGAGGAGCUGCUGGACUCUGGGGUGGACGGUCUGGACUAUGACACGCUGGAGGGCACCCUCAGUGAAUACACGGACUAUUUCACCGAGGCCAGCUUGUGUCAGGAUGAGAUGGAGCAGAUCUCUGACCUGUCGGAGAGAAUGAUGCCCACCCUGGACGCCAACGACAGCACCACCCUGACGCAGACGUUGGCCCACAUGAACAAGAAGUAUGCGUCUGUCAUGACCGCCUCACAGAACAAGCAGACGAUGAUGGAGGCCAAGGCAGCGCAGUGGAAAAAAUUCCUGGAGAAUCUUUCUCAAAUAAAUGGGAGACUGGACACUCUCGAGUCAGAAUGGGCUGAGGUAGACAAGAACACAGAUGCCAGUCCUGAUGCCGUCCAGAUACAUUUGGAACUGGUCAAGACAUUCCUGGAACAUGCAGAGAGCAGUCGCCCUCUGGUGGAUGACCUCAACGAAACUGCCAGGGACCUGGAACGCACCGGUCACUUCAACAGCCGAACUGUCAUCUCCAGACUGAUCACAUCGGUCAACCACAGAUGGGAUAACUUAACAGGCCAAGCUGAGGCUAGGGUAGUGUCCCUUGAGGAGAUUGAGGGCCAAUGGGGCGACAUUACAGCUAUGAUGUCAUCAGUGCAGACACUGGUCCAGGAAUCGGAGACAAGACUUAUGCUUAUCUCCCCCUGCAAACCCACCCAGGAAGAACUACGGAGAGAAUUGGACACCCUAAGGGAGCUGACUCAGAAUCUGGAGAGAAUCGAACCUCAAGUCCACCGGCUCCAGUCCUCCAGCCUGACACUACAAAGAGCGCUACCUACAGCUGAGGCUAAGAUUUCUUCACAGGAACACUUCAUGGUUCUGGUGGAGAAAUACGAGAGACUGGUGGAAAGAGUGAAGGAGGAGACGGCCAGUGUUCAGGACGAGGUGGAUGAUAGAGAUGGGUUCCUGUCCGAGCUGGAGCGGUCAGUGAAGUGGAUGCAGGAGACUCUGGUCACUGUGAGGGGGCUGGACAGUGACGGGGGAGCCGGGGAAUCCACGGAUGGGCUCAGUCGGCUGAAGGUAUAUGAGCAAGACUUCAACUCGCACGUGCAGCAAACCAGUCUGUCGGAGCAGUCCAGGCGUGAGAAGUACGCCGACCAGGGAAGGGAACUCCCGUCCGACAUGGCGGACAAGCUGGUGGAGUUACACGGUCUUGAAGAAGAGUUGAGGGCGGCGCUGAAGGAGAAAGAGGAGGAGCUUGUGCACCUGAAGGCGGAGCGUGCCGAGUACAGGGCGUUACUGCAACGUGUCUCCGGCUGGCUACAUCGGACCGACAUUCUGCUGCAGGAGAGAGUGGUGGACAUCCCAGUGGCCAGACAGGCUCAUGAGGCUUUGCUACUGGAAUUUGAGGAGUUCAAGCCACAGUUGGAUGCUCUACGUACCAAGGGAGGGGAGAUAAUCCGGCAUAGUUCAGACCCGGAGGAGAAGCAGACGGUGCAGAAGACACUUGCUGACGUCAACAGGCAGUGGCUCUCUCUGCAGGCAACAACAGCGGACCGGACACAAGAACUGUCAGAGGCGGCGGACCUGUCACAUGCCAUCGAUGAUGUGGCCAAUGGCGUGCAAGAGUGGGCAGAGCAAGCCGAGGGCGUGGUGAGGGAGGAGCUUGCCUGGACAGACUUUGACAGACUCAAAGAGCAACUGCGGGCCCACAGGCGUGUGCACAAGGAAAUCGACUCUAACCAAGACAAGGUCGUUGCCCUGAGCGCCAUGGUGAAGCAGUUGGAGCAGGUGUGUGACUCCCCGCGAGCCAACACACGUGUCCUUGACCUCAAAGGUCGCGUUCAGACCGUGCAGACCAAGGCAGGCGUACAAUUGUCUGCCUUGGAAGAUGCCAACCGCCGAAUGGAGGACUUCGAGAAAGAGGUCAACGAACUGAUGAGAUGGCUGGAGUCCACUCGGGCCAGGAUGACCAUGAGGGACACCACACGUGACCUCAGAGACCAGCUGGCCGUGCAGGAGCGUCUCCUGGAGGAUGUGGUCAGCAAUCGUGCCAGGGCGGAGGAGGUGGUGGCCCAGCACCCAGAGGCGUCCGGAGAUGUCCAGUCUUCGUCUCUUCCCGGCCAAAGUACGCUCACCCAAGCUGGGCACCUCAUGUCGGAGAUGGCGCUUCUGGAGACUACCGCCACCGAACAAAGAGAGAGUUUGAGACUAGCCGUGUCGGAGCAGGAGAAGUAUGAGCAGGAACUGAGCCAGCUGAACAGCGCCAUCUCGGAGGCCCAGCAGCAGCUUCUUGCCUCCCCGGUCACGGCAAGCAGUGUCGGGGCGCUGAAGCAGCAGAUGGCUGAACAUAAUAACUUGGCGGCUCAGAUCAAGGGAUAUCAAACCCGCGUGAACGAGAUACAGGAGAAGAGCCGACAGUUGUCUCUGGACAGCGCUCAGCUCAGUCCCAGCGUGUUCCGCAAACAUUAUCUGCCCGAGUCGGCCUACAGCGACUUCUUCUCGGCCACCCAGCUCCAGCAGAGAGCGGCGUCCCCUCUCCCCGCCACCAGCCCCUUGUUCUAUGAGACGAUGCCUCGCUACGAGUCUCAGUCGCCGAGAUCCUUUGACGAGGCGCCGGUCUCGUCUGCGAGAGAACGUCGUGGGGUGGAGGACCCGCCUAAAACUGUGAAGUCACGAAUAACGUCUCUGAGCGACGCCCCGACCUCUAAGACCCUACCUUCGCCAUUGUUGAAGAAACCGGAUAAAAUUCCAAAGCCCAUGUGGAGCCAGGGGGUCCCGGGUUCAGAUCUGACCAAAAACUACCAGACAAUAAGCUCUCCCUCUGUGUCUCAGAGUUAUGAUAGUACCAAACAAAGCUCUAGAGAUUUUGACCGUACGGAAUCUCCGCCCCACUCUGCCAGGAGUUACACGACGCCACCUUCCUCGGCGAGGUCUGUAGACAGCCAGAAUACUGUGACCCGCUACGGUAGUCCCUUCAAAUCAACAUCGCAGACCACUGAAAAGGGGCCUUCAGUCUCCCAAUCGUUUGACGCUCCAACGUCUUCUAGAUCUCUCGAGACAACCAGUUUUGACAGUGGGCUGGACAGCGCAGCGAACGUCUCCUCUUCCUACACUCUCCAGUUCCACCCAAGCCCCUCCUCCUCCAUCGCAUCAGUGGCAGAAAAACUACGAGCGUCCAGCGAACGUCUGUCAAAACAGCCGCCAGCGGGUGGUCGCCCUACGGAACUGAUACGAAUGCCACUGGGUUCCGACCAGUCAGCGAGCCAGCAGUCGGAGAGCAUGACAUCUUUCAGAUCGGACGACAUGGACGCCGCGUCGCCUCAGAUAUCUUUCUCUCCUCGAGGAGCUGCUUCUUCCGCCACCGUGGCAAGCGGCGCCAUUUUGUCCUCGCUACCAUUCCAACACGGGGUCACGGGCGGCUUAAAGAGUUCGUCAGAGUCCAACCUGUACUCCGGCCGGCCUGGGCAGACGAUGGACGCGAGGUCCAGCGAGAGCGCUCAUUUCAGCGGCGCCAAUGCCACCUCGACACCACGAGAAAAGGUUUCAGAGACAGAGACCAGAGAGCGGAGCUCUUCCUUCGGGAACCCUGUGGAGCCGAUGGGCCGACCUCUGGGUCAGUCGGCGGCCCCUGGGGGUCAGCUGGGCGAGGUGGACCUCUCUUGGAACACCCUGCAGGAACAGGACACUGUGGCUGAGAUGGAAGGUAUCGGUGAUGAUAUCGCGAGAGUACGAGAGAGCGGGGAGCAGCUGAUGGAAGCCCCGGAGUCAGAGAGCUACAAGGCCAUGCAAGCUACGCUGACCAUGUUGGAGGACCGAUACAACAACCUCAAGACUAUGGCUGACGACAAGGGCAGACAGUUACAGGAGGCCAAGAAAGACCAGGAGAAACACAACAUCUCCCUGGCGGCCUACAAGAAACGUGUGGAGAAACUAGAGGAGUGGCUGGAUGAGACAAAGGCCAGGCAGGCGGCACCGCUGCCUUCUGACAACCCUCGGGCUCUGCAGGCUCAGCUCGAUGAAAACAGGGAAAUCCAGGAAGAAAUCAAUGGCCAUUUGCGACAGCUGUCUGACCUUGCCCUUCAGUGUGACACCCUGUGUGAGAACGAGGCCCCUGCUUCUGCAGAAAGACUGCGUAACCAACUGGUUCACCUACAGACGGAGCUGGGCCAGUUCAAACUCGUGACGAUAGAGAAGCAGGCACAGCUGCGGGUUGCCAUCAAAGAAGCUGAGAAACGUCAACGAGAGAUGGCGGAACACGACUCGAGCGUACAGCGGCUGCAACAGUGGAUGACUGACACAAAAGAGUUGACCAAAGCUGCUGGUCAGUCUACUAUCAGUAUGACUGGUUCUCAACAAGACAUCCACAAGGAGUUGGCAACAGACAUCAAACAGCACAAGCAGCUCGUUCGCCAAAUCAGCGACCGAGGACUGCGAUCGGCAGCACCGGGCUCUGCUUUAGCUAAGUCGUCUGAUGCGGAGAUCCGACAGAGCUGGGAGCGACUUCAUUCAGAGCUGGAGAAGAAGAAAAAGAACCUGGAGACGAUUCUCAGGACACGAAAACCUGGGGAACUAGUGAAGAUCUCCCUACAUGCUCCGGCUCACCAUGCAGACUCUGCUCGGCAGUUACAAGAGGUCAAGGCCAUCAUGGGUGACUUAGGGGAGUGCUGGAAUGACCUUCAAGGUCAACUGGAGGUCAAGCAGCUGCACCUUGAUGAGGCUUUGACUUUCCAGCAGCAGUACCAGUCCGCACUUCAGAACGUCUCAGGCUGGCUGGAUCUGGCUCAACAACAGCUGUUUACUGUACCGGCCACCACUGAGGAGCACAUCCGGCAAAAUGAGAAGUUGCAGAAGGAGAUUCGAUCCUUGCAGGCCGAAGUCACAUCUAUGAGCGAACAGGCAGAAGACUUGCUCACAUCCACGGGCUCCGCUAACCGCGAGCUGGUGGAGAAAUGCCUGAACAGCCUGUACGAGAGGGUUCGAAUCAUGGAAGAAACUGCCCAGUCCCAAGCGGAGGACCUUCGUAGCGCUGACCGCCAGUGGCGGCAGUACAGAGACCAGGUCAACGAGCUGAAGCAGCGACUGCAAGACACACAGAAACUGGUGCUGGCCCCGAGCUCCACGCAGUCCUUGGAUCAGCUCAUGUCCAAUAAUCAGAAAAUUGAGGUUCAACUCAAGAAGUGUGAGAGCCAGCUGGAGGAGCUAAAGGGUCAAGAGUCCAGCCUGACCACUGCCUAUCCUAAGGGCGUGUUUCCCUCGGAGCUUGCCACUCUGCAGGCCAACUACAUGGAAUUGCAUCGACGGGCUAUGGAGAAGAAGGCAAGCCUCCAGCGCUCUGUGUCAGUACAGGAUCAGUACCAGAAGAUGAUCAAAGACUACUCCGAGUUCCUCGAGACUGCACAGGACAAACUGAAAACUGAUGCCAUCUCAGCCCGAGACCUGAACCAUCUCAAACAACAGCUGACUGCACACAAGGACUUUUUCAGCGACCUUGAAGUCCACAAGGCAAUGUUGGAUGCUCUAGCUGGUCAGAGUGACCCGAAGACACGAGAGCAGCACCAGCAGCAACAUUCAUCGCUUAGCAACCUGACGCAUGUACUUGUGGACCAGGCCAGUCUUCAUGGACAGAGACUGGAAAGACUGACUCGCCAGUGGACAGAGAUGGAUGAGAAGCAUGUACGUCUACAGAAGGUCAUGACUUCUCUCGAGUCCCGCGUGCCUCGACCCAUCGCCAGCGGAGACUCACUGACCACCAUACAAGACAAACUGGCAAAAUACAAGCAACUCCAAGCAGAGCUGUGUGAUGAAAGGAAUGCUGUCUUUGAAGUGGUGGACAAAGGGAAGCAAAUCUUGCACAGCGUCAACUGUCCCGCGCUGGAGAGCGCUGUCACCGACAUGGCGGAGAAGUGGGUGUCGCUCAACACUGACCUCACACACGAGCUGAAGCGGACGGAGACCCUGGGUGACCAGUUGUCCAUAUUUGAGAAGGAGGCUGCAGUGUUGACCUCAUGGCUCAGUGCCGCCAAGAUGAAGUUGACCAGCUUCAAGCAACUCUCCGCCACAGAUCUGCAGAAUAUUGCAGCUAUACGGACAAAGGUGGAGAAAGUUCUGGAGUUUAAGAAAGAGGUGGAGGGUCAGGUGGCGCUGAAGACUCGUGUGCUCAAUGUGGGCUACCAGCUAAUGCAGAACAAAAACUACGACACCCGUGGUCUCUCAAACCGUCUUAGCGGCUACGAAGAGGAAUGGACAAAGCUGGAGAAGGGCAUCAGUGAGACAGAGGAAUUUUUGCACCAGGCACAAAUGAAAGUGAUGCCCUCACGACAGGCACUGACCGAGCUAACCAGCUGGAUAGAGGAAAUUAACAAAGCGCUGAAGCAAGAUGCCAAGAAGAGAAUCAAGAAAGUGGCAGACAUUGAGCUGUUGGUGAAGAAGUAUAAGGGUUACAAGAUUGAGCUUUCCAGCAAACAGAUGACUUUGGACUUUGUCAACCAGUCGGUGCUGGCCCCACAGCCAGAGGAGGUCGACAUUGAUGCUGAGAAGAUGGAGUUUGCCGAGAAGCUGGGGGACCUCAACCAAAAGUGGAAGCAGGCGGUCAAAGAUGUCAACGACAGGCUGGCCACUCUUGAGAGUCUGCAAAGCAAAUGGGGCGAUUAUGAGAAGGCUUUGGAGCGACUACAAUUUUGGCUACGUGAACAGGAAGACAAGAUCAAACGGUACAAGCUGAUUGGUCACGAGGUCGGAGUGAAGCAGACGCUGAAAGACUGCAAGGCCCUCCAGCAGCAGCUACAGGCCAAGCAGAGUGACCUGUCCUCUGUCCACUCCCUGGGCAGUCAGCUCAUUGAACUGAGUCGGGAGUCACCAGGAUGCCAGCGGUCUGUCCAAGACAGCUUGACCGCUCUGGAUGAGAACUGGAAGAAACUGGAGGAGCAAACCCGGCAGCUGGAGAAUUUGUUGACAGACAUGUUUGGCCAGUGGGCGCGCUACCACACAGAGCUGGCCAGUUUGAACCAGGUGCUCACCCAGACGGAGUACGCCCUCAACCACUACACCCUUGUGGGCGGCGACAUCUCCACCCUGCGAGCUCAAGUGGACAAACUGAAAGGCCUUCAGUCAGAACUGAGGAACCAUGCUGGUCACUUGGAGUCCUUCUCCACCCUGGCCGGUCAGCUACGCCAGGUGUGUGAGCCCCCUGUACAGGUGGACAUCCAGAAGACUGUGGCCGACAUCCAGGCCAAGUGGAAACGGCUAGAGGCUGACCUCUCCGACAGGUGUGCCAAAUUUGAGGGUUGUCUACGUCAGUGGCAAGAGUAUGAGACACAAUACAACAGAAUCCGCGAUUGGCUGGAUACCAAGGAAGCCCUCUGCACUGACCUCAUUAAUAUGCGGGAUGACCCCUUGAAGAGGCCAGAGUCUCUCUCCAAGAGCAAAAAACUACAAAAGGAGCUAGACAAUGUCCAGGAGCAGGUGUCCAGUUUGUACCGGCUGAGUGACCAGCUGACCAGGAGCAUGAGCCCAUCCACUAUCGUCAUCAUCACGUCCCGGCAGUCUGCCCUGGAGCAGAGACUCCUGGCGCUCAGACAGAUCCUCUCCCAGCACAUCGGCACGCUCAACGAAGAUCUGUCCAUGCUGGGAAGGUUCAAUAAUGCAUUCGAGCUUGUGAAGAAGUUCUUGGACCAGGCUGAGACCACACUGAGACAAGCCGACCCGACGAAGGCAGCCGAGCAGCAUGUCCUCCAGAGGAGACUGGAAGAACUGCAGACGUUGUUGUACCAGUUCAGCAGCAACAUGAGCAAACUGGACGCAGUCAAUGACUUGGGGUACCGUUUGGCUCUCAAUGAGGCAGACGCUACACGCCUACGGGAACUGAACCACAAGUGGCAACGGCUCUACGAGGACGCAAGUGAUAGGUCAAGGUCAUUGCAGAGCGACGUGCUUGUACAACAGGACUAUACGUCCAAGUGCGAGACAUGGAUAGCCUUCCUAGCACAGACUGAGCAAGAUUUGGCCAAAGAGAUCAAAGGAAAUCUGCCCGAUCUGAUUGAUCAGCUCAGGAAGUGUAAGCAAUUUGAAAAUGAGAUGUACAGCCGCCAGCAGAUCCUUCAUGCCAUCAUCAGCGAUGGGCAAAAAAUGAUGCGUGCAGGAGAGGUGAAAGACAAAGAAGAGUUCCAGCACAAGCUUCAAUUAUUGACCGAGCAGUGGCAGAGUGUCAUGAGGAGAGCCAAUCAGAGGCGUGCUAUUAUUGAGGACAUCAUUGGCCAAUGGCAGCAGUUCAACUCUCUGAGUGAGCAACUGGGGAUGUGGCUCAAGGAUAAGGAGGAAGCCAUGAGGGCUUAUGAGUUUGAUUCUGCCUCUCUGCAGGUCAUCAGGAACCUUGCUGAGAAGGUCAAGACCACACAGUACGAGUUCAAGCUGCAGGAGAACAUAUUCAGCAAAGUUCAUGACCUGGGCAACGCCUUGCUGCCUCGUGCCGACACUGGAGCAGCUGCAGAGAUCAAGAAUACAUUGGAUCAGUUGCAACGUGACUGGUACAAAGUGUUUGGAACCCUGGAUGACCACCGGUCAAGACUGGACAGUGUCCACCGACAGUGGCAGGAUGGAGAGGAAGACAUUGAGGAAAUCCUGAACUGGUUGAAGGAGAUCAGACAGUUCCUGCACGCCCCACUGCCAUCCACUUACGACACAUUGCAAGCCGACAUGAACAAAUGCAGGGACAUUGCCACUUCAUUCCUAAAUUCAGAAGACAAACGUCAGAGCUUGUUGGCUCGCGAGAAGCAGCUGGGUCGCUCAGUGCAGCCUGAGGACAUGAACCUGCUCCAUCAAAGAAUCCGUCUGCUCAACAAACAGUGGGAGGAGCUCCGGCACCAGACACUCAUUCGAGAGCAACGUCUGAGUGAGGCAAUGUUUAGAUGGACAAAUCUGGGAGAGCGCAUGCGGUCUUUAAUGGACUGGAUCGAAGAUAUGGAAAUACGGGUCACAUCCAACCGAGAUUUACAUGUUGAGGACUUGCUGAAUAAACUUGAAACGGAGUACAAGGAAGAAAUGAUGGAGAAAGAACUGGAGAAGAAUGAAGUCAUCGAUCAAGGGAAAGUGCUGAUGAAGAUCAGUAGUGAAGUCCGAUCCUCAGAUAUUGAACAAAAGAUCUUACGACUAGAGGAUAAAUGGCAGCACCUUGUUGCUGUGAUGGACUUCAGACAACGCAAGCUGCAGGAGACAGUACUGGCUGUGAAACAACUGGACACCAGCAUGAAGAACCUGAGCCGCUGGUUGUCGGAAGUGGAGGAAGAGCUCACCGAGGUCAUCUCGUACCGAGACAGCAACCUGCGAGAGAUCCAGUCCAAGCUGCACCACACACAGGAGCUACAAGAAGACAUUGAGCGACACAGCGCCGGUGUGUCAUCCGUGCUGAACCUGUGUGAGGUGCUGCUGCACGAUUCCGACGCGUGUCCCACCGAGACGGAAUUCAAUGCCCUACAACACGCCAUGCGGAACCUCGAGAAGAGAUGGAGGAAUAUUUGUUCUUUGUCCCCCCAGCGACGCACAAGGGUGGAGGAAACCUGGCGAAUGUGGGAGAUAUUCCGCGAGGAUUGUCAUAAGUUCUCUGACUGGCUGACAGAGACGGAGAGUGAAGUUCGCCACCAUGAGGGAGAGGUGCCCAACAUCAGAGUUGCCAAAGAGGAGAUCAGGAAAUAUGAGAACCUCCAGAAGAAGGUCCAUGACCAUUUGGGUGAUCUUGAACUCAUCAACCGACAGUACAGACAACUCGCUAAAGAAGGUCGAACUGACACAGAUGGUUCGCUCAAGGUCACGAUGACCGACCUGAACAAUCGGUGGGAUGCUCUGCAGCUUCGUGUCACCGAGAUCAUGAAGACGCUGCGCCAUUCCUCCAGCAUCCGACAAGACUUUGACGCAACACGCAUGUCUCUCAUGACGUGGCUGACUGAGGUGGACGCCCAGCUCGCAAAUCUUCAAGAACUGACCAGCAUUGAUCUGGAAACAAAGGUCAAUGAAAUCAGGCGCAUUGAGGAUGAAGUGCACACCAAGAGACACAGGAUGGAGUACUUGGACCAGGCGGCUGUGUAUCUGAUGCAGAAGGGAGACAGUCAAGAAGCCUUACGUGUUCAGAGAGAGCUGGAUGAGUUCCGCGUGUACUCUAAACGCGUGUUGCAGCGCGUCGUCACUACACAACUGUACAUUGAGAGGAUGAUGGUCGCCCAAGUGGAGGACCUUCCCUCGAGUGUGGAUCGUCUCCGAGAGUUGAGAGAAGCAGAAGCGACCGCCACACUGAGUCAGGUGGAGGAAUACCUCAAGACGUCCCCUCCUGAAUCACCACCUAUGAGGAAAAGAACGGACGCAUCACCAAGUCGCGUGACCAUCCCCCCAGCACUACGCACAAGCUCCCCGAUUGGCAGGCCAGGGUCACCGUCCAGAAGGUCACGAUCGCCAUCCCCCAGAAGGUCAAGGUUGCCAGGGAGCGGUUCUGGUUCGUCAGCAAGGAUGAGUCCAAGACGAUCAUCAUCCCCAUCUAAAGUCGCCUUAGACAUCAUGGAUGGAAGAGAGUCUCCGCGACAUGACCUUGGGGAUCUCGAGCGCUCGGCAAAGAUUGAUGUCCUCAUGGAACAGCUGGUGGAGUCACUGGACGACUGCAACGUCAAACUGGCCAGGCUGGAGGCAACCAUGAGGUCCCAGGGCUCUGAUGCUGAACACAUGAUGCAGCUGAUGGUGGAGUGUGAGGUGGCGGUGGACAAUGUGCGGAGACUGGACCGCCUGCUCAAGACAGAGACCAGGGUGGAUGUCAUUGCCAGCGCUGAUGCAGAAGUCAGAUUGGUGAUACAGAGGUGGGAACACCUACAGAGGCGAGCCCUAGACCAGGACUUGAAGGUAUCCCAGGAGAGACAUGACCUGGUCCAGUUUGCCGGCGAGCUGGACAAUAUGCUGGCCUGGCUGGACGAGGCGGAGGCUUUGCAGGCCACCCACCGCACGCUCCCGUCGGACAUCAGCCAGCUGGACAGAGUUGUCAGGCAGUACAAAGACUUCCUGGUCCAGUUAGAGUCCAAGAAGAGCACAGUAACAUCGAUCAAUUUGCUCAGUCGUAACUACCUCAGUAUGAAAACGGCAGAAACAAGACAGCUGAAGGCAAAACUGAAUGAGAUGAACCAACGGUGGGAACUUGUUCUCACCAGAGCCACAGAUAUCCAGAGAGAUCUACAGCGAUCGCUGAUACAGUGCCAAGAGUUCCACCACACCAUCCAUGACUAUCAGUUGUGGCUCGAAGGAAUCGAGGCCAAAGUCCGGCAGUGCGAGGCCAUUCCUCCCAACGCAGAGGAGUCUGCUCUCUGGGCCAAGUAUGCCAUACUCAUGGAUCUGAACGGGGAACUGCUUCACAAACAAACCAAAGUCUACGCCCUCAAAGAAACCGCAGACCAACUGCUGGCCAGCACCGACUCGCCCGAGAUGUCAACUGCUCGUGAUAGCGCCCUCAUCAUCAACAACCGUCUCGGCGAUUUGCUGCAUCUGACAUCUGGUUAUUUGUCUAGUCUCGAGACUCGUCUGCAUAUCACACCCAAGCGAGGAAACACACCGAGCAGUUUUGAUCUGAGCGAGGAGAGGUCAUCUGGGUUCGGCAGUUUAGCAGCCUCAAGGUCAUCGACCCCUCACCGUCCAGGUCUUCCCACCACUGUCCGUAGGUCCCGAUCACCGUAUGCAAUCGCCCGACAGUUUCUAAUGAGAAUCGCAAGUCCUUUUCUACCAUCGAGCUCACAGGAUAGAGACAAUUUGAGUACAGAUCAUGAGACCGCAAGAGAAGUUUCGGCGCUCACAAAAUCUCAAGUCCGUCCAUCGUUACUUAUGCGUGUAAUACGUGCUGCCCUGCCUAUUCAACUGCUGUUACUACUGUUACUUCUCUUAGCCUGUCUUGUUCCUGUGUGUGAAGAUGAGUACAGCUGCCUGCUCAGUAAUAACCUGCGACACUCCCUCUCUCCAAUGUUGCGAUACACUGAUGGGGCCCCACCCACCUAGACAUUUUCUGAAAAAUCUUAUAAAAGUUUGGACCAAAAAAAAUCAAACCCUCAAACCUGCAGCCACUUACUUUGAAAUGAGAUGGUUUUGCGAAAAGUGAAUUCUUAUUGCUUGCAAAUCUUGAUCAAUGUUGCGACAAGUGUACAGAAGUUUGUUUACCCAUGUUACUUUCAUUUCAAUAAUGCAAAAUGAUGUCUUCAAUAUUUACCGAAGCAUUUCUUUCAAUUAUUCUUACUUAAGAACACUGGUGCUAAAAUUUGUUCUGAGUAGAGCCAUACUCUAUCUCAAUUGAUGGCCUUCUUUGGAAGCUUGAAUGAAGGAGGUCGUCAAUAGAUUUCCACGAAUGGGAACUUUUGACUGAAUAACAGGGUCAAGACAAAAAUUGUCAUUCAUUCCUUCUCAAAAGUAACCAAUAUCCGCUGUAGAAUUUCCCCAAAACAACCUAUAUCCUGUAAACAGAAUUUCCUCCUCGCGUGCAUUUAUUGAACCACCUUCCCCCAAAACUCAAUCAAGUGUGAAAGAGAAGAAAGAAACAUCAAAACAUCAAUGAGUAAUUUCACUAUAUUUUUCUUGAUCGUUGCUUUCACUGUCAUGGUAACAGUAACAGUAGAACAGUUCUUGCUUUUGGAACAGAAUGAACUGUGCCCAUGAAUUCAGUACUUCGUUUUUGCUCUUAGAGACUACUUUUAGGGGGGAGGUGGUAAAGGGAGGAGGAGAAAGUUAAUUAUAAAGAAAAAGAAAAGUCAGCUUAAGAUUUCCUUAUACUCUAGUUCUCCUAGGAGAACUAUGUCUCGUGUUCCUUCCAAUUUUCUUUGCUAUUUUUCCCUGGGGCUUUCCAUAUGUGUGUUCAUAGACUGACCGGAGGUGUUCGCAAUGUCAUAGACUGACCAGAGGUGUUCGCAUAGACUUACGAUGGACAUUCCCUCCCCCGAGUGUUGUGUAUAUAUCACUGACAGGCAGCAUGUAUUUCAUCUUUACACUUACUUUAUGUAUUUACACUGAGCUACAACUCUAUAUAUAUACAUUUAGAAGCAAUAUUAUGUGCAGCUGUUUUUAAUAACUCUAUGUGACAAUGAAAAUGUGCCAGUCAAGAUCCUUUCUUUGUCAAGUUUCGCUUACGUUUACUUUGAGUCCUUUAACACUUACAGUGCUGAAGGUUCAUAUAGUGAAAAGCCCUCAAGUACCACAUCCGUUUAGAAUGCUGAAGCUGAUUUAUAUUUUUUUAAAUUAAAAAAACAUUGGCAGCCCCAGAAACACGGUUUAAAAAUUCUAAGAGGUUCAUCAACCAUUCAGUUAUCAUAUAGGGUGACUGCCUUUGGUAUUUACUUCAGUUCAGUGCGUCUAUUCUUUGUUUAAUUAUGUUUAGUGUACCUGGUUGCGUCAGCAACUAAAGUCACCAGCAGUCAUGAGCGCUUACAUAUGUACUAAGGCCUAGCGACUAAAGUCGCCGACGGUACGGUACUGUAAGUGUUAAACAUUGCAAUUUUUUAAAUUCUUUAAAUUUGAACUGGCAUUGUAGAUUGUAAUUGUAGAUUCUGUUUACUCUUUCCUCUUUUUGACUGCAGUUGAAUGGGGAGCAGCAGUGUUGAUCAUACAAGAUUUGCCAAAUAUGUCUCAUCGUAUUUAUUCCAUUAAAUAUUGAGCUCGAUAGAUUUGCCCUCUAUCAGACUACUGUGGGUAUAGAUAGACCUGUUUACGUUUUCACUGAAGCUCUGCUGAGAAAAUGCAGUUCUUUUGUGGUAAUUUUGAGUUGGUUGCAUUGCACUAGAAGCACAAUUUCUUCAAAAUACUUCUUAGUUUUAUAUUUUGUUGAAAUAUUAUUCUUUUUUAGUAGGAUUACUUCCUGAAUCAUGUGAUAACAAGAUAGUGAGGAGUUAUUUUGGCUGUCGUCUUGCACACAAGCACACUGUAGUGGAGCAACUGUUUAGCUCUAAGAAGUUACCUAGCUUUAAACGUGUGUUUACGAAAAAGUUUGUCCUGACAUGUAACCACCUUUUUAUUUUUCAGUUUUUGUCUCCCGUAAAUUUUGUACCUACAGCAUAUUUAAGUUUCUAGUACUGUACAAUAACAUUUAUUAGUUAUAACUGGCGUAUAGAUAACAUCCCAAUCUAGUGUAACAAAUUUGUAAAAUUUCAUGUAAUUCUAGGUUACAACUGUUAUUUGAUAUAAUAACCUAUUACUACUAGCCUAAUAAUAGAAGAAGCAUACGGAGAUGGUAUUAUUUUUUUUUAAUUGAUGAACAUAGAGAAGGGUUACUUCCUGUUACAUCAUUUUUAAAUUCCAUACAAUGUGACUGGUUUUUGUUUAUGUGCUGCAUGUUUUUGUUGCGAAUAAUUUCAUGUGAUUCUCCUUUGUCUCUUGUAUAUUUCAGCCAGUUUCCCAUGCUUUCCAUGCAUAAAAAAAUACUGCACUAGACUAUUUUGUUAUUUGAUACUCAGUGUUAUUAAUAAAUCGUCAAUAUAUUGUUAAUACUU
Messenger RNA from Aplysia californica (California sea hare), 21213 nucleotides. Its product is annotated as nesprin-1. Gene Ontology annotation, cellular component: membrane. Gene Ontology annotation, molecular function: protein binding. The record is from RefSeq and is a predicted model, not a curated record. NCBI's taxonomy places the organism in Eukaryota, Metazoa, Mollusca, Gastropoda, Aplysiida, Aplysiidae.